Messenger RNA from Sabethes cyaneus, 2349 nucleotides. RefSeq lists its product as uncharacterized. Gene Ontology annotation, molecular function: zinc ion binding; nucleic acid binding. The transcript has 3 exons. The record is from RefSeq and is a predicted model, not a curated record. The coding region runs from base 1 to 2349 and encodes 782 amino acids. NCBI's taxonomy places the organism in Eukaryota, Metazoa, Arthropoda, Insecta, Diptera, Culicidae.
AUGGAAGAUAUAAAAGAUCUCAAGAAGAAUGAGCGGCAGUUGCGGUCAUCUAUCAAAACCAUAGCGAAAUUCGUCCAAGGUUUUCGCAAAGAAGUGCAUGAAAAACAGAUCGACGUUCGUUUGGAAACGCUGGAGAAUGCAAUGCGGAAGUUUUAUACCGUCCGACGUAAAAUCGAAAUGGCUAUCGACGACGAGGACGAGAAGCCUGACACCAAAGAAUCUGCGGAACAACGAGCGGAGCGUUUGGAAGCACUAGCGGCCCAGCGAGAGGAAGAAUACGAUGAAGCCAUUCGGGUUGUAGAGGAGGAGUACUAUGAAAUUAAAACAUCUCUCCUGGCCUUGCGAUCCAGUGCAGAUACAAAUACUGUGCGGGCUACCAAUGACGUCACAUCAGCUGCAGCGCAACCGUGUUUCUCUAAGGUAAAGCUGCCCGAUAUUAAACUUCCGACAUUCAGCGGCAAGUCUCCGGUGAUGCUCUUCAAGAGAUUAAUUCAGUUGCACUUUCGGCGGAUAACUACGAAGUGGCUUAUGUGGGAAAAACGAUUUGAAAACAAAAAACUGAUUGUGAAGGCGCAUCUGGAUGCUCUCUUUGCAAUUGAGCCCAUGCGAAAGGAAAGUUACGACGCUCUAUGCUUCCUGAUCAAUGAAUUUGACAGGAAUUUACAAAUGUUAGCUAAAAUUGGGGAAGAUUUUUCGAACUGGUCGACGAUUUUGGCUCACAUGGUGUAUACACGUUUGGACUCAACCACGCUGCGGCACUGGGAGAGUCAUCAUAACUCAAAGGAAGCCCCUAAAUACGAGAUCCUGAUUGAAUUUCUUCGGGAUCAAUGCACAGUGUUGCAGUCGAUUGCUCCAAGCAAAUCUAGUACAGAUGAGUCAAGGCGUCCACGGCUGUCUGUGACACAUACUGCUGUUCAGUCGUCGAGACGAUGUUUGUUCUGUGGCGAUUCGUUCCAUUUGGUGUUCCAAUGCAACAAAUUCAAGUCCAUGUUAUUGAAUCAACGUAUGGAGGAGGUGAAUAAGAAACGGUUGUGUCGAAAUUGCUUGUCCGCUGGACAUUUUGCUGAGAAUUGUUCCCGAGGUUCCUGUAUACGAUGCGGCAGAAACCAUCACACCCUCCUACAUCACGAAAACGGAGUAAGCGUGUCUAGUGCAACAAAACCAUUCGUUCCAAAAGCGCAAGGUAGACCACAGACAGCAGGCCCACAACCACAACAACCGCAACACAAGCCACACGGUCAGACACAAACCACACUCACUCAAACACCAACAGAACAAAAAGCCACUACAUCAUAUCCAGCUGUAAGCACAACCCCUCUUAACACUCACCCAGGAAACACCACAGAACAUCACACAACAAUUACUCUUGAAGCCGUCGCUCAAGUUCCGUCAUGUCAAGUUCUCAUCUCCACUGCCAUUGUGCGGGUGGAAGAUCAAUUUGGCAAUAUUUCGUUCGCUAGAACUUUGCUGGAUUCGUGUUCCGAACUCUGUUACAUGACCAGUAAAUUUUCGAAGAGACUAAAGCUCCGGGAAUCACCCGCAUUCUUGCAAGUACAAGGCAUCGGCAAUGGUAGCACUUCAGCUACUAAGUGCGUUGAAGCAAACAUCCAGCCACGUCAUCCCUCAAUUUCAUCGUUUGCGGAAACUCAGUUGAGAUCGAUCCUGAUCACCUUCCCCAAGAAAUGGUAUUGGCGGAUCGGAAAACCCGGACCAGUCGAUAUGAUCAUUGGAGCUGAAAUAUACUUUGACUUGCUCUCUGCCGGGAAGACAAGGUUGAGUAAAGACGGCCCAACUCUCCAAGAAACCGUAUUCGGUUGGGUGAUAUCAGGACGAGUUCCUAAGCAAGUUUCUCCGCGGACAUCGACCUUCGUUAGUUCAACCGUGGAUCUUCAAGAGUUGAUCGCCAAGUUUUGGGAAUUGGAGACCUGUUAUGUGACCAGUACUCUUUCCUUGGAAGAGACCGCAUGUGAAGAACUGUUCGAGCGAACUACCGUGCGUGACGCUGAAGGUAGAUUCGUCGUAAGUUUGCCUAAAAAGGAGAAUGUGAUUCAGAAAUUAGGAGAAUCGAAAGCUAUUGCACUGAAACGGUUCUCGAGCCUGGAGAAAAGGUUAGAUGCGAAUCCUGAGCUGAAGGCGAUGUACAAGGAGUUUAUUCACGAGUAUCAGCUGAUGGGUCAUAUGAAGGAAGCACGCGACGAUCCUUAUCAGGAGCCCAUUUACUACAUGCCUCAUCAUGCCGUGUUGAAGCCAGACAGCACAACGACAAAACUUCGUGUUGUUUUCGACGGGUCGUGUCGCACAUCGACUGGAGUCUCCCUAAAUGUUAUGGUUAAUGCGUUGAUGCGUUAA